AUGGCUGUAUUCAAUCAUGCCCUCUUUCCGGGCGAGUAUCUGGCCGAGAAGUUCCCUUCGCUUCGCUUUCUACCAUCCUGGUUCCCCGGGGCCAAAUUCAAGCGGAAGAGUAAGGUCUGGGUAUCAGCCGUCCACCGCUUGCGGGAUGUUCCGUGGGAGCGGACUGUGGCAAAGAUUAGAGGCGGUACCGCGAUUCCCUCGAUUGCGACAAGCCUCAUGAAAGAUGUACCUGAUGUGAAGAGCGGCGAGGUUACGGAGGAAGAAGUCGCCGCUAAGAAAGUCACCGCUACUGCGUAUGCCGCUGGUGCAGACACCACGCUUUCGACCAUGCAGAGUUUCUUUUUGGCCAUGGCAUCUAACCCCGAUGCACAAAGGAAGGCGCAAGCGGAGCUCGACGCUGUAGUUGGCCGGCAGCGGCUGCCCACGUUCGCAGAUAGGGAGUCCCUACCGUACGUCUGUGCGCUCAUCAGCGAAUGCCUGCGCUGGCGUCCGGUUGCACCCCUCGGCUUUCCGCAUCGCUCCACGGAAGAUGACUGCUUCCGAGGUUACUUCAUACCCAAGGGGACGGUCACCAUCGCCAACGUAUGGGCAUACUCCCGCGACACGAGGUACUACCCGGACCCAGAGGCGUUCUCUCCAGAGCGAUUUUUGAAGGACGGAAAGCCAAACCCCGAUGUGCUUGAUCCAGCAGCCUUCGUGUUCGGAUACGGGAGAAGGAUCUGCCCCGGGCGCCACUUUGCAGAUGCAUCGCUCUUCAUGUUAACUGCGACCGUACUGCAUACCCUCACAAUUAGCGCCCCGCUCGAUGCGCACGGCCACCCCGUCAAGCUCGAGGGCAAAAUGACGGCGGGUGUUAUCUCGUACCCAGAACCUUUCGAAGCCGACAUCAAGUCGCGCGGGUCGUGGGCGGAGGCCCUUGUCCGGGAGAGCUGCAGCGCGGUCAAUGUGUAG
Molecule: messenger RNA, 951 nt
Organism: Trametes versicolor FP-101664 SS1
Lineage: Eukaryota; Fungi; Basidiomycota; Agaricomycetes; Polyporales; Polyporaceae
Product: cytochrome P450
Exons: 7
Coding region: 1-951 (316 amino acids)
Molecular function (GO): oxidoreductase activity, acting on paired donors, with incorporation or reduction of molecular oxygen; monooxygenase activity; iron ion binding
Source: RefSeq, a predicted model, not a curated record